Messenger RNA from Manihot esculenta (cassava), 1282 nucleotides. RefSeq lists its product as uncharacterized. Gene Ontology annotation, molecular function: protein-containing complex binding. The transcript is spliced from 10 exons. The record is from RefSeq and is a predicted model, not a curated record. Bases 251 to 1114 code for a protein of 287 amino acids. NCBI's taxonomy places the organism in Eukaryota, Viridiplantae, Streptophyta, Magnoliopsida, Malpighiales, Euphorbiaceae. Gene Ontology annotation, cellular component: mitochondrion.
CACAAACUCCUCCUCUUUCCAGUUUCUCUAGGUUCACAUCCAGCCACAUGGGCAUCUCGACCUGUCCGCUUCAUUACGCGCCAUGUGUGCUGCCCCUGUGGAAUGGGGAUCGGUUUCUGCGUGAGCGAGCCUGACUUUUCUAGUGCUAGAUACUCGAGAGCUGGAGCUCAAGGCAAAGGCUAUCCUUGAAAAACCUAAUCUCUUGUUGUUGAUCAGAAAAGUUUAAGAAGGCUAAUAUCGGAAAUUUCAAAUGACGACGGUCGCGUCACGGCUGUUCAGUUCAAGAUCAUCCAUCUCCAGACUAUAUAUAGUAGCUGCAUCCAGGAAUGGUAGGCAUCUGUCAACUGAUUCUAAUAAGGUUGAUGAACCGUUCAAAGUAGAGGAAGCCGAAACAGUAGAUGUCCCUCCACCACCAACGGAGAAGUUGCUUGUGUUGGGCGGAAAUGGAUUUGUUGGCUCUCAUAUUUGUAGAGAAGCCUUGGAUCGUGGUUUAUCUGUUGCUAGCCUUAGCAGAUCUGGUAGGUCAUCAUUACAUGAUUCAUGGGCUAAUGCUGUAACCUGGCAUCAAGGAGAUCUUCUUUCACCUGAUUCAUGGAAGGAAGCUUUUAAUGGGGUUUCUGCCGUCAUUUCUUGCGUUGGUGGUUUUGGUUCAAACUCAUACAUGUAUAAGAUUAAUGGAACUGCAAACAUCAAUGCAAUAAGAGCUGCUUCAGAACAAGGUGUAAAAAGAUUUGUGUAUAUUUCUGCUGCUGACUUUGGACUGGCCAAUUAUUUGCUGCAGGGAUACUAUGAGGGAAAGAGAGCUGCUGAAACAGAGUUACUAACAAAGUUUCCUUAUGGAGGAGUGAUACUCAGGCCUGGGUUUAUUUAUGGGACUCGCAGUGUUGGGAGCAUGAAAAUACCUCUAGGCGUAAUUGGUUCUCCAAUGGAGAUGGUUCUUCAACAUGCAAAACCGCUUAACCAGAUUCCAGUUGUUGGACCCCUGUUCACUCCGCCUGUGAAUGUGAGUGCAGUGGCAAAGGUUGCAACAAGGGCAGCAAGUGAUCCUGUUUUUCCUCCAGGAAUCAUAGAUGUAUAUGGAAUCUUACGUUAUACCCAGCAAAGGUCAAAAUAGAUUUUUUGAGUUGCUUUCGCUCGGCACCUUUUCUUUGAAAUUUUUGGUAACCUUUCCAGUGGAAGUCAGAAUUUUAGGUGCUCUACUGUUAAGACUUCCAUGGGUUUAUCUGAGAUGAAAACGCAUAGAAUAAUUAGACGAACUUGCUAUGGAGAUUAUAUUCCUAUA